CUUAGUGUGUAUAAAACAGUUUAAGCAGAUUACGAUCAUGGAUAACUAUUUAUCAAGACUUGCAUCCUUCUUUUCCUUUCCGUUUUCAUCUCCAGUUUCCACCGUUUCUUUGGCCGAGGCAGGCUUCCAUUAUACCGGGAAUAAAGACGAGGUUGUUUGUCAUCGCUGUACAUGUAAAUACAGUGGAUGGCAGAAACAUGACGAUCCUAAGUCUAUCCACAAAGCAAUAUCACCAGACUGCACAUUUAUAUUUAAAACCGAUAACGGAAAUGAUGAUAAAAAACUGGUUUCCUUAUCGAGUGGUACCGGAGAUAAACAGGAGCAAGGAGAAUGUGGAACGGAGGAUGGCGCAACAGGUGGGCCAUUGGGUCUUGUGGAAGAAAAAACUAAGGUUUCAAUAAAACAAGAUCAAAACUUCUCCGGCCAACAGCUAAAAACUGUUACCUGCCGGGAAACAGAAGUUAAAACAAAUACUGAUCUGACACAGAAAGAAUCCGGCAACAAUCUCGUAACAUCGCCAGCUAGUAGUAAUUUAUCUGCAAGCCAGGUCAAUCACAACGUCAUGGCAGAACAAGAUACAAUGAGCCUAAAUGUACCCGAUAGAUAUACGCAAGGAAACCAUUCACAAUCACCAGAGAUUACAAGAACCGGGGAGGAUUUCCCUACUACUGUUAGGUCUGGAUAUGAUCCUACAAUAUAUACGGAAACCCGUCAAGGCACAGACUCUCAUACAUCUCAAACGCUUCGCGCAGUCCGACCUCGAUAUCCGCAAUUUGCAAUAUUGUCUGUACGUUUGGCAUCAUAUAAAAAUUGGUCUACACAUCUUAGACAAAAACCUGAAGCUUUAGCAAAAGCUGGACUUUUCUAUGAAGGUACCAGCGACUAUGUGAGAUGCUUCCACUGCGCAGGCGGCCUACGCGAAUGGGAGCCAGAAGACGACCCUUUUAUUGAACAUGCGAGAUGGUUUCCAUUUUGCGAUUUCAUGCGACUGAUAAAGGGUGACGAAUUCAUUAUAGGUGUGCAAUCUGGAGCUAUUAAAGCUGAUCAUCAGGAAGCCACAUUGUCUGAAUCAUUGUUACGAUCAGAAAAGCCGGGAACACAUAUCCAGAACGUGUUUGAUGAUCCAGCUGUUCUCAGUGUCAUGGAAAUGGGCUACAACAAGGAAACCAUAUCUAAAGCAGUCCAGUUAUUCACCGCAAGAAACGGCAAAACAUUGAGUGCAGAAGCACUACUGCCAAUUGUUUGGGAGAUAGUUGGGGAUGAUGGGAUUGACUCCGAGGAAGAAGAUGACAAUAAAUUGAACGUAAAAGUUCCGGAUGAACUACACAAUACUGUUCAUCGAAAUGGAGAGGACAUUUCGACUUGUGAAACAGAUAUUGAAAUGCUUAAGGAGGAGAACAAAGCAUUGCGGGAGAGGAAGAUAUGCAAGGUGUGUCUCGACGAGGAAGCAAAUAUCGUAUUCCUUCCUUGUGGUCAUCUUGUCACCUGUCCGAUGUGUGCCUCCGCAUUAAGGAAGUGUCCAAUAUGUAGAUGCUUCAUCAGAGGAACUGUCAAAGCAAUUGUGUCGUAAUUUCAGCAUAUUUGCGAAUUUCUAACAUCGUUGUACUACAUGCCUUGAAUCUCAGCACGUUUGCGAAAUUUCAACAUCGAUGUAAUGCUUACAAUGUUAGCAUUUUCAAAGUGUUUACUAUUUCAAAGAUGAACAACUGAAAACAUAUUUUUGAUUCUUAAUCUUCGUUUACAGUUGACUAUCAUUCUGUCAUAUCAUAGCUAAGCUGUUAUAGACUGAAAAGGAUAUAUGUUUAUAUUAGUUAAGCUACCACCACAAGUCAAUAGAAGUCCACAACGUCCAGUUCUAUCAUUCAGAUACAUGGUGAACAUUUGUCAUACCGCGACCUUCAAGUGACUAUCCCUCAUCCAACCAGAUCAAGAAGAAAUCUUGGUAUGCGUACUUAUAUUCUUACAAUUAAAAUAUGUUUACUAUUUUACUAUCAAGUAAGUUCAAACUCAAAGAGGUUAAAUAUGUAUAUUCAUUUAAGUGACUUCUUCUAAAUACCCUGAAAAUACAGUGCAAAAUACCGUGUCAGUAGCAUACUUGAAUAAAAGGUUAUCAAGUCAGACAAAACGAAUGACCUUAACCAACUUUCUAAAUCAAAGAGAUCGAAUAAGUAAAACAAGUUUUUCUCAGAAAGAUUAAUCAUCCUGUGAGGUCAUUAACAUGUCAUUUUCUCUGGCUGUUUGAAUUAAUUCUUCGAUAAAGUCUUUAUUUGCUGAUCAGAUGAGCGAUGCAAUCUCAUUGGACACAUUGUUUGUGAUUAUGAGAGAGUAUACUACGUUGAAAAUACUGAAUACAGGUUUGAGAAAUGCUGACAAAAAUUGGUUUUGACGUCUUAUCGACUAUGUGUUCUGUUAAGUUGGUACACCAUUAAUAGCAAUAUACAUGUGAUUCACUCAGAAUAUAGCUGGAUAAAUAUUCACAGAUUUCGCGUUUGAUAUAUACCCGUUGCUAACUGUUACAUAACAUCAUUUACAAACGAUUCUGGCCUAUAUUACAAGCCCUCUGAAAUUAAUACAUAAUGAAGACGUUAUCUACUCAAAUGACAUAUAUUGAAUUUAAUUAGGAAAACAGUAGUAUCAUCUCUUGAAUUUUCUUUCUCUUUGCAUCU
Ylistrum balloti is the source of this 2666-nucleotide messenger RNA. Its product is annotated as baculoviral IAP repeat-containing protein 2-like. Lineage: Eukaryota; Metazoa; Mollusca; Bivalvia; Pectinida; Pectinidae. The transcript is spliced from 5 exons. The coding region runs from base 38 to 1570 and encodes 510 amino acids. The record is from RefSeq and is a predicted model, not a curated record.